GGACUAUUGACCCUGUUCGCCUUCCGUUUCGGCUUACCUCUCGUCUCGUUUAAGGUGGUAUAGGAGAGAUGACUCGGAGUUGUUCUGCUCUGGGCUGCACGACUCGGGACGGCGGGUUGAGCCGGGAGAGAGGCAUCUCCUUCCACCAAUUUCCUGUUGACGGUCUACAACGGACUAGAUGGAUUCAUGCUGUUAACAGAGAGGAUCCCAAAAGCAAAAAAGUUUGGACCCCAGGCCCUGGAGCCAUCCUCUGUUCCAAACAUUUUGUAGAAACGGACUUCAAGUCAUAUGGCAUGAGAAGGAAACUAAAGACAGGAGCUGUGCCUUCUGUUUUCCAGCAUAAGGUUCCCUGGAGUAUGUGCCAAAGAAGAAAGACCCAGGCGGUUGUCAAGCAGCCAUUUCCCGACAAUUCCAUCAUGGAGGAAGCUGUUAAGGACGAUCAUAAUUACAGCUUGAGAAGUCCUGAGUCCCUUUCCGGGCAGCAGAAAGAAAGCAAGGGCACAUUGCAGCUGCCGGAAAGAUCCUCUGCGGCUCAAAGGAGGAGCCUCUUGCACUGACAAAAGCUGCUGCUGUAAUUAAAGAAGAAGAGUUUGGAUUUAUAUCCCCCCUUUCUCUCCUGCAGGAGACUCAAAGGGGCUUACAAAUUCCUUACCCUUCCCCCCUUGCAACAAACACCCUGUGAGGUAG
Messenger RNA from Sphaerodactylus townsendi, 687 nucleotides. RefSeq names its product THAP domain containing 9 (gene THAP9). The transcript has 3 exons. Bases 69 to 557 code for a protein of 162 amino acids. Gene Ontology annotation, molecular function: sequence-specific DNA binding. The record is from RefSeq and is a predicted model, not a curated record. NCBI's taxonomy places the organism in Eukaryota, Metazoa, Chordata, Lepidosauria, Squamata, Sphaerodactylidae.